Phytophthora nicotianae INRA-310 is the source of this 1767-nucleotide messenger RNA. RefSeq names its product CMGC/CDKL protein kinase. Gene Ontology annotation, biological process: protein phosphorylation; intracellular signal transduction. Bases 1 to 1767 code for a protein of 588 amino acids. Lineage: Eukaryota; Oomycota; Peronosporomycetes; Peronosporales; Peronosporaceae. The record is from RefSeq and is a predicted model, not a curated record. Gene Ontology annotation, cellular component: nucleus; cytoplasm. Gene Ontology annotation, molecular function: MAP kinase activity; ATP binding. The transcript has a single exon.
AUGAACAAGUACGAAGUACUCGGUGUGAUCGGAGAGGGAGCUUAUGGUGUAGUUCUCAAGUGCCAUAACAAAGAGACAAAUGAGACGGUGGCAAUUAAGAAGUUCAAGGAGAACGAGGAUGAUGAUCCCAUGGUGCGCAAGACAACACUGCGCGAAGUGAAGAUGCUGCGCUUCUUGAAACAUGGAAACAUCGUUGCACUGAAGGAGGCUUUUCGCCGGAAAGGUCGAUUGUACCUUGUAUUCGAGUAUGUGGAGAAGAAUCUGCUGGAAGUGUUAGAAGACAGGCCCAAUGGCGUUGACAGCGAACUCGUUCGCUCGUACAUCUUUCAAUUGUGUUGCGCAAUUCAUUACUGCCACACAAACAAUGUUAUACAUCGCGACAUCAAACCAGAGAACUUGCUCGUGAACACAUCGAACGGUGAACAUUCUCUUCGUUUAUGCGACUUUGGCUUUGCACGAUCGCUGUCUAGCAACGGUAACCCAUGUGACUUGACCGAGUACGUCGCCACGCGAUGGUACCGUGCUCCGGAAUUACUACUCGGGGACACCAAGUACUCUAGAUCUGUGGAUAUCUGGGCAAUUGGGUGCAUUAUGGGUGAGCUCAUUGAGGGCCAACCAAUGUUUCCAGGAGAAAGUGAAAUCGAUCAGCUGUACUUGAUUCAGAAAAUGCUCGGGCCACUACAGAAACGACACAUGGAGCUGUUUGCAACGAAUCCUCGUUUCUCUGGAUUAAAGAUUCCGGAAGUGAAAGCUCCUGAGACUUUGUAUCGACGAUACUGUGGUCGCGUAUCGAAGAAGGCGAUUAAUUUUCUAGAGGGUGUGAUUCGGCUGUGUCCUGAGGAUCGACUUACAAGUGAGGAGUGUCUAAAACACCCGUACUUCGAAGGGCUUUCGUGUUCCGCUUCUGUGGAUGGAAACUCAACGAGCUGCUCAACAGCCACAAGUGCAGCUCCAGAAGUCAAGCCUUUGCAAUUCAAUAUGAGCGAGAAGCAGCACUCAGGAGGACCCACGGCAGCGGACAAUGACUGCACUUCGCGUUGGUCAUCCGAGUCUUUUGAAACUUCAAGGAGUAAGUGCUGGAUGUCAAGUCGCGGAGUAUCUAAGGCAGAGGAAAAGAACCCGACGCUCUCAAAAGAAAAGCGUCGGUCAGGAAGCAGACGCAGUCGAAAGGAAGAGAAGGGUGGGAAUGGCCAUUCAACAAGCAACAGCAGUUUGAAAAAGUUGAACGACUCUGUAGAGGAUAUUUCAAGUUUUGCAGUUACUGCGUCGUGGCAACCAAGCGAAUGUGCAGCACCAAAAGAUGACGAUGGAGGGGCUACAAGUUCUUUAAGUGGGCGUCGCAAAAACCGCAAAAAAGGUAGUAAUCACCUUCCGAAGCAUUCUAGUGGUGGAGGCGGCAAAAAGAAGACAUGGCAUAGCAGCGACUCUGCAUCUUCGACAAAUAUGGGACUACAUUCAGGAGUCGGCAUCGCAACAGUUCGGCCAGUGUCACGACAGGUUCUGCUUUCGCAGCAAACUUUACCGCGUUAUCUGCCUCAUUUGAGUGGUAUCCAUGACAACGUCGGUGAUUUGUCAAGCUCGGUAGUGAUGUCUUCUAUUUCGUGUGGCUACGGUGCGGCAAAAAGUAUAGGAGACGAUGAAGAAGAGAGCGGGCUGGCUAGUGUCUACAACUUUCCAGUGUAUUCGCGCUCCACAUAUUCGAAAAAACAGUCCAAGAAACUCCGUGAGCGCACGUUAGACGCCCAGGAAUUGAUGGAGUUCAACUGA